GCUUGUCAUGUUGUUUUCUUCCAGGAAAAUGUCAGCCUCUCAUCCUCAGACUUCAUUAUUCACCUCCAUCAGCAGCGUGUGAACCAGAAACAUAGUUGUAUAAUGAAACUGUGCCUGCAGAGCCAUGAUUCAUUUACUUUUUACAAAAUGAAAGAUAAGUUAUUCUAGGAAAUAUAAUGGUCCAUAUGUGCUGCCUUAUCAUCUUUAGAUUUGUUGUUAAGUAACUGUUUCAGGCACUAAGACUGGCUGUGGAUAAAGCGACGUUGUGAAGACUACAGCUCAUACAGGCCAACUCCAACUCCUCUCUCCAAAUCUGGCUCAUGUUCUCGCCAUUGUCUACCUGCAACAACUCACCUUUGGAGCAAGACUUUUUCUUUUCUGCCUCAGUUCUGGUCUGGCACCAGAUUACCUCGAGCUCCACUACCCAUCAGGACAAGGCAGCAGAGCCUCACAUGGUGAAGCACACACUCCAGUGUCCCACCCCAACUCUGACUGACAAGGCAGGAACAGACUAAGCAGCAAUGUCUCUCCUGUCCCUAACCAACCCUCCCUGCUGGAGUGUGUACUCCGCUCUCUGUAUCCUCUUUGUGUUGCUGCCAGAGGCCGAAGCAGACAACCUGAACACUACCACUCAGCGCAAUGGCGGGGGGUCUCAGUGUGGAGAGUACUCUAACCAGGUGAUGGAGGAUGGGAUGUGUCGGCUGGUGGCCACGCUGCCUCAGCUGGAUGAGCAGAAAUGCCCGGAUAUGUUUCGCUGCACGGACGAGGUUUCGUAUUGGUUGCACGAGAAUGAGGAGAGGAAACAGCAGAUUGCGGUUUUGAAGGAGACCAUCUCCGAGCUGCAGGAGGAGCUGAGGAACCACAGGCACCACAUCAAAGCCCUCGAGCUGCAGAGUGAAGAGAGGAGCCACUUGAAUGUCUCCUUGGAGCACCGUUUUCAUGAGUUGGAGGUUCACUAUGCUGAAGCCACCACCCUGCUACACCUACAGGGCACUUUGAUCUUAGACCUCCAGAACCAGCUCCAUAACCUCACACUCUUGGUGGAUAAAGUGAAAAGAAGUCCUGGGUGUUUGAUCAACAUUGUUCGUCCCAACUCACUAAUGAGUGCACAAGAAGCUCUGCAUCCAGAGAUUCAGCAUGUGGGGAACUGUCCCAUUGACUGUGCGUCCCUCUACUACAAUGGCGUGAGGAGAUCAGGUCUCUACACAGUAGUGCCAUCACUGGCCGGCAUGCCUGUGGAGGUCUACUGUGAUAUGGACACAGAUGGUGGUGGCUGGACUGUGAUCCAGCGGCGUAUUGAUGGCUCGGUGAGCUUUGACCGCAGCUGGAGGGACUAUAGGGACGGUUUCGGUGACCUUCACUCAGAGUUCUGGCUGGGCAAUGAACACAUACAUGACCUGAGCACCCAGGGAGACUACAGUCUCCGCAUCCACAUGGAAGACUGGAGCAAUAAGCACAAACAUGCCCUCUACCAGAGCUUCAGAGUGGAAGACGAGGAGCAUCAGUACCGUCUCCAUGUGUCGGGCUUCAGCGGCACAGUGCAGGACUCUUUCAGCUGGUAUCACGACAAGCAGGGCUUCAGCACCCCUGAUAGUGGCAACAUCUGUGCUGAGAUUUCCCACGGAGGAUGGUGGUACAACCAGUGCUUUUAUGCCAACCUUAACGGAGUCUACUACAGGGGAGGCCAUUACACCCCUAAAGGCCGGGGGCCACUGGGUCCUGAUGGGAUCGUUUGGUACACCUGGAAGGAUUCAGACUAUUACUCCCUACGCAAAGUCAGCAUGAUGAUCCGACAACGCAACUUCCGAACCCGUUUGUCGCCCUGACCCACAAGUGAAGAUGACGUCAAAUGGUCUUUUUAUUGACCCAGCUGUUGUCAGUCAUGUUUCUGUGGUGAGUGAACCCACAGAGGAAUGAGGAAGUCUCUUCUGUCAGACUGGUGCACUCUUAAAACCGUGGACUUGUUUUCUGCUGUGUAUUCUUGAACACACAAACUUUGAACAGUAGAGUUCUUUUUCUGGGACAUGCACAUUUUUAAAUCAGUCACAGGAAGUGAGCUCUUCCUCAUUUUUUUUUUUACAUCUGUUUUGUACCUUUUAGUCUGAUAUUUUGACCCUCUGACACACUAUUAACAACCGAAACAGAUGCGUUUGUAUGAUGUGCAGACAGAGUGAAGGGAGCUCACAGUUUCUGCUGAGCACACAGGAGGCACUUGCAAAUGAACGCUCGGCUUAUGGUGUGUGCUUAUUGCAUAUCCCCAAUUUUAUUCAUUUUGAAUUUCUGCCAACUGUAAAUUUAAUCCAUUGUGUAAGCUUUAAUUGAGUAACAGGAGUUUUAAUGUCAUUACUUGAACAAGUCAAGAGAUAAAACCCGGAAUUAUAUUAUGUGUGAUAGCCCCAACCCUUUUAAGUGCUCCUGUCUCACAGUCUACGGUCAGGCAGAGAAGAGAUGCUUUUUAAGGACAAUGUAUACAUACGUACCAUCUGAACUGUCCAAUAAAAACUAUCCGUGCA
Messenger RNA from Scatophagus argus, 2513 nucleotides. RefSeq names its product angiopoietin-related protein 1. The transcript is spliced from 11 exons. The record is from RefSeq and is a predicted model, not a curated record. Lineage: Eukaryota; Metazoa; Chordata; Actinopteri; Scatophagidae. Bases 522 to 1826 code for a protein of 434 amino acids.